AUGUCUGGCCAUAAUCCGCCACAUGGGCGAUUGGGACAACCAAAUACAACGUGGAAUCCAUUGCAGGUUCCUUCGUACGUUCCGCGGCAACCACAGCUUGCACAUAUGUCGAGUGAAAGAUCAAUGGCGCGAUCUCCUUUAACAUGGGCCACUCCACCGACCACGCAUCAAGACAAGGUGUAUAGCUUGAUGACUGGAAAUUUAAUGAAUAACCUUGAAAUCAAUCCAUUACUACAAGGGUAUGGUCGAACUGUAGGAACACCACUGGGAACCGUCGAUCUGUCCUUGUCUUCCGCCUCUCGGAGCACGCCUUCGCCUAAAGGAACGCAUAACAACGUGCAGGUGGCUUCGACAGGGUCUCAUUCGUCGCAUGCCUCUUCGGCUGCUACAACACUGCCAUCAAACAUUCCCACCAGCUGCGUUCACAACAUGGCUAGCGAUAGCGGUCCACACAACAGCAAUCAUCAAACGAGGAGUACGAUAUCGCCGAAUGUCGUGCCAUCUUCGGUAGGAGUAAUACAAUCGACAACGACAGCAUUAAAAGAACGAAUCCAUGGUCCUGGAGCUUGCCUUCCGCCUGGAAACGGUGGGGGUACUUCGAACAAUUUUCCGAUCGCAAAUCCAAUCAACGAUAACAAUCCAACCCUGAUAGGGGCGGGUGGUGUUCGUGGAGGCAACGGUUUUGGAACAGGCUUAAGCAAUCGUACAGCAAACGACCUGGCAGCGCUAGUAACCGGUGGGUUGCUGAUAAAGGAUGCGAAACAGAUCAAUAGUGAAAUGGAGAACAAAAAUGGACGCGAUUGCUUCCCGCAUCUAUCUGGCACAGAUCCAUCGGAACUGGUAAAAGAAUUUGUUUUGCAAUCGAUGCAUUGCAACUCACUGUCGGUUUCCCCAAAGCGAGCAUCUCCAGUGCGUUCCUCUGGGCAUUGCACACUUAGCCCAAGUAGAAGCCGAAGUCCACCUUUAAACUUACUGCUCGGAUCGUCCGUUAUUGAAGGAAAGCUGGGUGUGGAAUGUUUGAGCAGUUCGUUUCCCCUACCGAACAGCCGCACGCCAUUGCCAUUGUCCCUGAAUUCUGAUUCUAUAGCAUCUACCGGAGCAGUGGAUGUUCCGGAUGUAGGCGGAAGUGUGGCAGCCAGGGCAAUUGGUUCACUACUCGCAGGAAGCGGUGAUGCCAUAUCUGGAACAUCCGUAUCCUGUCAGAACAAUCCUUCUGCUUCGCCGACAGGUAACAGCAUGACGUCGAGUGAAGAUUCGGUUGAUUCGUCGAACAGUAGAAGUAACAACUCACGAAGAAGAAGGAAACCAGAAAAAACUAACAAAAUGAACGCAGUUACGGCGAGUGAGGACGGAAACUCCUUCUUCAAAACCGUCGACGGUCCAACGGUAGAUGUAAUUGAUAUUAUACGUUCAAAUAUCCGCAGUGAUAUUACUGCUCUAGCUAUCGAAGGUAUUAAUGCACUUAGCCAAGGUUUGCCCGGAGCUCAGGGUGAUAUUAGUCAAAAUCCUCCACCUGCCAAUGAAUUGCCGGAAAAUAGUUCUCGGGGAGGCGGUGCUAUACAUCACGUUAGUCAACACUCGUCGCAUGAUAAUUUUCCUGACCAUCAUACGCAACGAAAAGAGCUGGUCCCUGCUCCAUCCGAUCAACAGAAGCUACUAGAAAACCUCAUCCAAAGCAAUGUUAUCCCCAGCAGUAACACGACAGCAAGCGGCACUACGGUACAACCAUCCAACCUUAUGGCACCGGUUGCAUCAGGUGGUAUUAAUUGCGGUAUGACUAGUUCCGCGGUAAAUUCUUUAACUACGGUUUCUAAUAAUGGUGGUAAUACAAGAGCUGCUACCAACGAGUCAUCUUUGCGAAGGCGAAGUCCAACUAAUCUUGAGACGGAUGAAGGCGAAACGAUUGAUACUAUUGCCGCCAUGGUGGCAUCCUCCAAUGCAAAAGAUCCGAAAUUGAUAGAUAUGAGCAUCACUGAACCACUGAUCGAAAAUGGUGUUGCAACUCCUCUAUCCAUCACUCCGAAUGCUACCUAUAAUGGACCUGCAUCAUCUGAAAAGGCAAACGUUCGGAGGGCAAACACCUCCGAUAGCAGCUAUGAAGAGGUGGAAAACAAAUUGGAAGAAAUGUUUGCCGGCAUUGAAGAGCAGUCGGAAAAAUGUGCUGAAUCCGCCGUACAAGCGGUAUCUCAUAAAAAUAGUGACGGUAGUUUCAUGGGUAUUUCGACUCCUGAAAAUUUAAAUUCCAUCGCCAACACUAAACCAACGGAUGCACUUGAUGGUGAUGUGGCGAAGCAAUUGUCGAAUAGCUGCCUACCGGUGGCAAUUGAUCCCAGUAAUAUGGUCAAUUCGGAUGCUCCAGCAGGUCCCAGCGUAAAUUGUGGAAAGAAACCACUUACUCCGGCACAAAAACGAGCUCUUGGAGCCAAAUCAGGAGAAAUGGUCACUAGCACUCCUGCGACGAAACGAAAGCGUGGCCCCAAAAAGAAAUCCAAUACUCAUGGUAAGCCUUCGAUCCCAUUUAUGGAAGCGGAAAGGUCUCCAAUCAUGGGCUUGAAAGCACUAGCUGCGAACAAAAAGAAGUCAAAGAAGGCUAAAACAGCAAGUCCGCAUAAGAAUGUAAAAGGAGGUGCUAAAGGAAAGAGUAGCAAUGGUAAAGAUCAGCUUGAAUCAGCUGGGGGUGCAGUGUGGUCUGCAGGAAACGCUUCCAGCAUAGACGGUAAGUACAAGGGGCCUUACGUCCAGGUCAAGUCGGACGGCAACCACACCGUUAUUAACGCGCCCAUCAACGAAGAAGACGGUGAAAAGGCACAAAACAAAACGAAAAAGUUCGGCAGUGGUUUGAACAGUACCGAUCGGAGUAAAAUUCGUGGGCUUCACGUGAGUACGCUGAGUACUAAGUACGACGCGGACACAACUGACACGAGCUGGAUGUGUGUUUUCUGCAAAAUUGGCCCGCAUAAGUUUCGCCUAGGGGACCUUUUCGGACCGUACAUAAUUAGCACGAGCUCCACGGAGUAUACGCAGAGUCAAAUUGAUGUAGAUUUCUUUAGUGUUCGACGAACGCGUGACGAUCUUGAAUCACAGCACGCAAAGGAAAAGCGCAUCGCCGAGAAGCAGAAAGAACAGCAACAGGUACAACAGGGCCCUAAGAGUAAAAAACGGAAAAACGCUGCAGGAAGCGUAGUCAAUACCGUCCCUGCUCCAUGUACUGCUGGUCCUAGCAGUUCAAAAACAGUGACAUUAAAAGAGGAGAAAAGUGAUGACGGCGAUCAAUCGAGGUCCUUGGGUUUGGCAGACAUUUUUUAUGGCAUGAACAAAGCAAGCGAUCACACGUACGAAGUUUGGACGCACGAGGAUUGUCUCGUUUGGGCACCGGGUGUCUAUAUGGUGGGAACGCGAGUUGUCGGCUUGGAGGCUGCCAUAUGGAAUUGCUGUCGACACCAGUGCCAGUUCUGUAAACAUUACGGUGCCGUCGUGAGUUGCCUUCACCAGGGGUGUCUCGCCAAGGCGCACUUCAUCUGCGCGCACAAACAAAACUGGAAGAUGACGACAGACUUCAAGUCAUUCUGCGAGCUUCAUGCAGAAAAAGACUCUUCUAGUAGUAGUUCACCCGCUCCAAGUAAAGCAGCGGUGGUUCCACAAGCGCCACAACCGACCAAGCAUCCCAAGAAGGAAGUUAAAUCCAACAAAGAACUGACGAUUUCAUCGAAAAGUGUGUCAUUAACGUAA
Anopheles nili is the source of this 3729-nucleotide messenger RNA. RefSeq lists its product as uncharacterized. Gene Ontology annotation, cellular component: nucleus. Bases 1 to 3729 code for a protein of 1242 amino acids. The transcript is spliced from 8 exons. Gene Ontology annotation, biological process: regulation of transcription by RNA polymerase II. Lineage: Eukaryota; Metazoa; Arthropoda; Insecta; Diptera; Culicidae. The record is from RefSeq and is a predicted model, not a curated record.